CACUUCUCCUGGAUUGUUUGUCUCGUCAAAACACAGCAAGUUCCCAGCUGGAGCGAGUAAGCGGCUCCAAGCGGAUCCCCCACCCCACCACCGCCACCCCUCAUAUCCCAGGGUUCUCCACUGCAGCAGCAGAAAGCCUCAUCAUGGAGGGAACUUCCAAAAGUGAUGCCUCUGCUGAGCCAAGCGUCGCAGCUCAGGUUCCUUUCCUUCACCUGUGCACAACGUUAGAGAAGAUCCAGAAGUCCAAACUCCGCCCGGAUAAGUCCAAGAUCCUCGGGGAUUUCAUUGAGUCAUGGCGGAAAUUUCAUGCCGCGCUCCACAAGGACAACCCCAAAACUACAGACUCCUUCUACCCUGCUAUGCGCCUUAUCGUCCCCCCCUUUGAACGAGAACGAAUGGCGUAUGGCAUCAAGGAGAGCAUGCUCGCUAAGCUGUACAUUGAUGUUUUAGGCCUCCCAAAGAACGGCCCAGAAGCCAAUAAACUGCUGAACUACCGUGCUCCGACCACAUCCCAAGGAGAAGCUGGGGACUUUGCCGGCAUGGCGUACUUUGUGCUGAAGAAACGAUGCACCAGCCAAGGGAAGCUCAGUGUCAAAGAGGUCAAUGACUUUCUCGACUCUGUGGCUAUAAACAAUGCCAGCAAGCAGAAGGAUCAGGUGAAAAAGAGCCUGCUGCAUCUCAUCACUCAGAGCUCUGCCCUGGAGCAGAAGUGGCUUAUUCGGAUGAUUCUGAAGGACAUGAAGCUGGGAGUCAGCAAGGAGACCGUUCUCCAGGUCUUCCACCCGGACGCCACGGACCUCUACAACGUCAACACGGACUUGAAGAAGGUGUGCCAGCAGCUUCACGACCCCGCCGUGUCUCUAAGCGAAGUCUCGAUCGAAAUCUUCUCUGCGUUCAAGCCCAUGUUGGCGGCGGUGGCUAACAUCCGCAACGUAGAGAAGCAGAUGGGCAACAGCCCCUUCUACAUCGAGACGAAGCUGGACGGCGAGCGCAUUCAGCUGCACAAGGACGGAGACGUCUACAAGUACUUCAGCCGCAACGGCUUCGAGUACACGCAGCAGUUCGGAGGCUCGCCGCUCGAGGGCUCGCUCACUCCUCACAUCCACAACGUCUUCAAGAGCAACGUCGUCAACUGCAUCCUGGACGGCGAGAUGAUGGCGUACAACCCCACGGCAGACAACUUCAUGCAGAAAGGGAGCAAGUUUGACAUCAAGAGGCUGAUGGACGACUCGGAGCUGCAGACGUGCUUCUGCGUCUUUGACGUCCUCUUAGUCAACAACCAAAAGUUUGGCAAGGAACCCCUGAAGAAGCGGCAUGAAAUUCUCCAGACCGUCUUCAACCCUGUCAAGGGACGGCUCCACGUGGUGCCAAAGACCGAAGUGCGAACCACGCAAGAGGUCGUCGGUGCUCUUAACGAUGCCAUUGACAACAGGGAGGAGGGGAUCAUGGUGAAGGACCCUUUGUCCAUCUACAAACCGGACAAACGAGGGGAGGGCUGGCUGAAAAUAAAGCCGGAAUACGUGGAUGGCUUGAUGGACGAGCUUGACCUGCUGAUUGUUGGCGGGUACUGGGGCAAAGGAAGGCGGGGCGGGAUGAUGUCCCACUUCCUAUGCGCCGUUGCUGAAGCGCCACAGCACGGCGAGAAGCCAUCCGUGUUCCACUCCCUCUGCCGCAUCGGCUCAGGUUACACCAUGAAGGAGUUGUACGACCUGGGGCUGAAGCUCGCAAAGCACUGGAAAGUCUACCGGAAAAACGACCCACCGGCGUCCAUCCUCUGCGGGGCAGAGAAGCCGGAGGUAUACAUCGAACCUUGCAACUCGGUCAUCAUCCAGGUGAAAGCGGCUGAGAUAGUAGGGAGCGACAUGUACAAGACCAACUGCACCCUGCGCUUCCCCCGGAUCGAACGGAUCCGCGAGGACAAGGAGUGGCACCAGUGCAUGACCCUGGCCGAGCUGGAUGGGUUUCGCAGCAAGGCGUCCGGGAAGCUGGCCUCUCGCCACCUCUACAUCGACAGCGACGAGCCACAGAAGAAGAAGCGGAAGCUGCCUGUCAAAGCCAAGAAGGUGGCGGGCAUCAUCGACCACUUCAAGCAGCAGGACCUGUCCGGGGUUUCCAAGGAGACGGACAUGUUCGAGGAUGUGGAGUUCUGCAUCCUGAACGGCACCGAAGAUCACCCAAAGUCCGAGCUGGAGAAGGGCGUGGCCAGGUGCGGCGGCAUCGUGGUCCAGAACCCGGGGCGGGACACGUACUGCGUGAUCGCCGGCGUGGAGAACAUGCGCGUGAAGAACCUGAUCUCGUCGAAUCAGCACGACGUGGUCUGGGCCUCCUGGCUGCUGGAGUGCUUGGACCGGAAGGAGGUGGUGCCAUGGCAACCGCGCCACAUGAUCCACAUGUCGCCCUCGACCCGCGAACACUUCGCCAAGGAGUACGACAGCUACGGCGACAGCUACUUCGUGGACACGGACGAGCAGCUGCUGCGGGAAGUGUUCGGCCGGAUCGACAGCAAGCAGGCGGCGGCCGCGGCGGUCGGCGCGGCGCAGGUGGAGGAGCGUUACGGAUGGGACGACCUCCCCACAAGCAUGUUCAGACCCUUCACCGUCUACUUGGACAUGUUCGCCGACGUCGGCGACCCAAAAAGCGCCAUACGCGGCACCUGUCUGGACAUCAGGGCGCUGGAGGUUCGAUACCACGGAGGUACGGUGCUGCAGACGUUGGAGGAAGGAGUCUCACACGUCGUCGUGGAGACGGAGACGAGACUUCUGGAUCUGAGGACUCUGCGACGCUGCUUCAGGAAGAAGUUUAAGAUCGUGAAGGACUCCUGGGUGACUGACUCAAUCAGAGCGGGGCAUCUGAUGGACGACGCCGACUACUUGGUUUGAGGCUUCGCAGCGAUAAGCAAAGGUUAAAUUUUAACUGGUAUUUUAAGUCCGUUCUGAUAAUGUUAGAAAUAAAGGUGCAAAAUUAAACAGUGCUAUCAAUGUG
Fundulus heteroclitus (mummichog) is the source of this 2982-nucleotide messenger RNA. RefSeq names its product ligase IV, DNA, ATP-dependent. Gene Ontology annotation, molecular function: DNA ligase (ATP) activity; DNA binding; ATP binding. The record is from RefSeq and is a predicted model, not a curated record. Gene Ontology annotation, cellular component: DNA ligase IV complex; DNA-dependent protein kinase-DNA ligase 4 complex. The coding region runs from base 144 to 2879 and encodes 911 amino acids. The transcript has 3 exons. Gene Ontology annotation, biological process: nucleotide-excision repair, DNA gap filling; DNA biosynthetic process; double-strand break repair via nonhomologous end joining. NCBI's taxonomy places the organism in Eukaryota, Metazoa, Chordata, Actinopteri, Cyprinodontiformes, Fundulidae.